UGUUGUUCGGAAUAAAACCAAUGUUGUGUUUGAAUUUUCGAACCCCUCGCGCUCUGGUUUUAAGUAUUCUGUCGAUUUCGGUGACGGUAAUACAUACGCGAAUAGCAGCAACGAAAUUAUGCUUGAAUUGUACCAGUUGACGGACUUCAGUAACUUCUACUUGACCACCGGCACGUUUACUGUGGCCUGGUCUGUCCGGAACGAUGAAUACUCGAAUAGUGGCAGCUAUGAAGUCAUUGUUGAAAACGAAAUAUGGGACUUCACGGCAUGGUUGGAUAAUCCAAUAAUAUACCUUGCUGUUGGGGACACCCAUCAUUUUGAAGCCAAUGCGACACAGGGAACAGAUGUGACACUAACGUGGUCAAUGGAGACAGGAGGCGGCGGAACUGUGUCGAAAAUAUACAAAAAACAGGAAUUCACUUAUGGAGACAUUUCUUACACAUUCAAAAACCCAAAACACAAUAUAACAGUGACGGCAUCCAACCGUGUCAGCUCUGAAUCUGUAGUGGUGGUCGUAGAGGUGCUUUAUUACAUCAACAGCAUUGUCUUCGAGACGGAUGACACUCUGGCCAAUACUACGACUGCAGUGGACUUCAGACUUCUUCUCGAUGCAGCUGCCGAUCUCCCAAUGCAUAUCGUCAACAUAACUAUUGAUUAUAAACAUGGAACAAAUUCUUUUGAACAGAGGAGUUUGUUUGAGGACGCUACAGUUCCGGAUGUUUAUUCUUAUAGCCACUUGUUCAACAUGCAAGGUGACUUUCUAGUGGUUUGUUCAUUGCAAAAUGUUCUCGGAGUAUAUAACAGGACAAUACUUAUGACUGUAUGGGAUUCCUUAUUGGACCUUUCUCUGGCAUUUGUAAACGGAAGUGGAAAGUAUAUUACGAACACAACAGCUGAAUUUAAUUUUACUGGAUUACCCGUUUUUGGAUUCAAAUACAGUAUAAAUUAUGGCGAUGGAUCGAUGGAUAGUUAUACCGCAGAUGACAUAAUGUAUAGCUUCUACAACUUGUCGACGUUCACCCAUAUUUAUACAAAAGCGGGUUUGUAUACUUUGACAUGGACUGCUAUGAACGGCUAUCCGCCGUACAAUAGACUAGAAACAAUUUCUAUUUUGAUUCAAAACAGAGUGCCAAUUGAUGGAUACACACUUGAGCCUAGUUUAAAGAAAUACCCUUGGUUGAAUCUUCAGUCGAUGGACAUCUCCGUGAACAUUACAUUAAAUGCUUCUUCGCACUUACCUACUGAUGCUACAUGCGUCUUUUGGCCUGACGACGGCGAGCCAUCUGUGCCAGGUUUAGCAUACGAUGACUAUUUCUUCCAACACAAGCAUCGCUAUUUGCAAGAAGGCGUGUUUAACUCAUCCUUUAACUGUUCAAAUGAAGUCAGUUGGUUUAUAUACCAGUAUUCAAUAGAGGUUGAAAAAUACAAUGCAUCAUAUGUCUGGGUUGAUUACCACCCACUGGUACCUCUUAAUGUGUCCGACAGUGUCGUCGUCUUCUUUCAUGUGCAAACUGGCGGUUUUGCUCUGAUUCCGUUCGACGUCACAUUAACCUGGGACUACGGGGUACCCGUUUCUGCACGAAGACGUCGAGCUACGACAACGUUUGACCAAGUUACCUAUUCUAACACGUACAACGAGCGUGGGGACUGCAUAUUUUCAUUGUAUGUGGAGGCGUUAACAACAAACACAACAAGUUACCUCGAAUAUCCACUUCGACUUGGGAUUAUGCAUUUUGAAUACCCAUAUAAUAUUUCUUUUAUAAACUACACUAAUUUAAGAUAUACAAUGCAUGGUGAACUUGGGUCAUUUCAUACUUUUACGAUUGAUUUCGAUGACACGACUCCAAGUGACAACUGUAAUGCGACAGACAUUAACGGAUGUUUCAUUGAACAUGUGUGUCCAACAUGGGGAUAUCAUCUAGUGACAGCAACGGCUAGUAAUGGAACAUUUAUUGAAUUCGACCAGGUUAACAUGACGUGUGAAAAUCCAAUUGUAAACCUCACAACCGACAUCCCUAUCACCGUCAGUAUACCUGAUGGUAUAAUAGACGCCAUGCUUAGAAUACCAGCAACCGCUUUAUAUUUACCAGUACUACACUGUCGUUGGAACAUGGGCGAUCCGAUCGAUAGAGAUAACUACCAGUUUACGCAGUCAGUGACAUAUGCAAGCCCUUAUUUGUUCGCGAACUUUCAAUAUAUCGCUCUCGGAAGGCACACAAUAACCAUCCACUGCUGGAAUUUGAUAAAUGAAACUUCUUUUGAACAACAGAUUGUAGUCACCAAUGAUAACUUCCUGUUUACUGGUGUUUUUGAUAGAUACUAUUCUCAAAGCGAAGGACCUAUGCAUAUUUCAUCUAUGGUUGAUACAGAAAUUUUCAGCCGGCUGGAAAUAGUUUCGGCAUCUUACGUGAAGACACAUUUUAACCAAUGGCAGUUGAAUGUUUCCGUAGGUGAAACAAAUCCGAACAGACACGGUCUUGUGUUUUCCCGUGGUGUUGUCAAAGAGAAGAAGUAUUAUGUUGUUCUGCGUGUAGGCUUUGUUGAAGAACCAACAAACGCAAUUUUUGAACCUACAUACGUAGAAUUUGUAAUGCCAAUUCCUCACGCAGAGAUUGUUGGUGGAAGUCGACGUUAUGUUCCCAGGGGAAUUGUGACCUUAGAUGCAUACUCGGUGUCUUUUGAUCCCGUGUAUCCAUCCAACAAUACGCUUACAUACACCUGGAAAUGCAAAGGGUACAACGUUGCGUCUUUUGAUGAAGCGGAAGCAGAAACAGGCGGCCAGACGUGUUCGACCUCGGGGGUUUCUCCCGGUGUUCUGACUGUGGACACCACAGCCGGGCCAAAUAAAGACUUCUAUGUUGUCGAAGUGACGGUGAAUAACAAUAGAGGAGGAGUUGCUUCCUUUACUCAAAUAUUGGGGAUCAAAAAUACAGACGAAUUGAGCAUAAAAUGCACUAUAAAUUGCCUGGCAAAGGUUGCAGUCACCUCAAAAAUACAGCUUACCCCAGUUUUAAUUGAUAACUGCCCUGCCUCAUUUACUUGGACAUUGAAAAAACACGACGGAUCCAAAUUCAUAACCGAGGACUUAACAAGCAUUUCAAAAACAGGUACGGGAAACAGAACACUUACAAUAGAGUCCAACUCCCUUUCCCCCGGAAGUCGGUAUUUGGUAUCCUUAACAAUGGUAAAGAAUUCGAUAACUUAUGGACCCGCUUUCUAUGAGUUCGUCACGAAUUUGCCACCACAGGGAGGACACUGCCGGGUAAUUCCUUAUGACGAUGUGUAUUUGCUCCCAAUAACUAGUCAAGAGCUCAUCAAUACUACAUUUGAUCCAACGGCAGUUCAGUUUGAGGCAGGGGUGCAAAAGUUUAACUUGACGUGUAUCUACUGGGAAGACGAGGGUUGGACUGACUCCACCUUCUCCACGGAACAACCGCUGUUAUAUUACUUCUACGUUCAAUACAGCCAGAAUGACUAUGAAAGACAAAUAAUUUAUUUUGAUCCCGGGGCAACGUCUAAUUUAGUAUCUUUUCAAGUUGGCGAUCCAAACAAUGCAUAUGCAGCCACUGUUGUGAUAAGGAUCUCAGAUAUUUUUGGAGAUUAUUUUGAACUCAAAUACAAUGUUACAUCAAAACCAGCACUAACAACACAAAAUGUGUCGGCGCUAACAACAACGUCAGCAAGGCUUCAGGUGGUUAUGAACUUUGUGUCACAGUUUGAUGAUGAAAUGAUCAAGGCGAACAGAACAGCCGACUAUAGGACACUUUGUAGACGCGUAAUGGAUGUUACGUCCAUCUACAACAAGUUGGACACCUUUUUCACAGAACUGAACAUAUCGUCCGACAUGGUACUGGAACCGGAAGAUUUGACGUCCCUAGGUUUUCAGACGACAGAGAAUGGCGAGCUGCUGACUUGGUCUGAUUUCUGGGACCUUAUUGUGGAUGUGGCCGACACAACGAUCGCUGACUAUCUUAUGGAGGUCGGGGAUUCAUAUGCCGCCAUGAUUAAUUGGAGUAUCAUGACAUGGCCGUCCACUAAGCGGAUGACCAUAGUUGCCAUAGAAACUGUUAGCAGAGCACUCAAUGCCACAUUAUCGGAAAAAGAUUUUGCAAAUGUUACAGCAGCCGUGCUUUCUGCGCAGGUUGCCAACAAACUGGCUGGAAAUUUAGCACAGCUAACACUCGAUCGUGUAUUUCCAAAUACGGACCAACUUGAUUCUGCUGCAACGGGCGUAAUAGACCUGAUCAAAAACUGCCUGGACGUUUUUCAAACUAUUCUUACUCCGAAUCUUCCCCAAGAUCCUACUGUUGACGAAAUGCGGAACUAUCUUGAGUACAUCAAGGUGUUCAAAUCGGUGGAUGGGGUGGGUGCAGAACCCUUAAGUCUUCAGGAGCAGACAUUCCUCGCUCAGAAACAGCUUCAGAAAUAUUAUGUUCAGAAACACAUUAAGUCAGCAUCGUCAAGAGAAGCGUUGCCCGAUUUGACCGUCGCAUUAACACAACUAACUGAAUAUCUAACGCAUCUUACACAAAUGGGAGACCCCGAAAAUAAAAUGGAGAACGACUAUGUUUACAUCUCGUCGGAAAUGUUACCCGCAAAUGAAAUAAAAGCUGCCGGUGAUGUACAUAGACCGCGAGUGACGAUUGAACUUGGAGAAAUAACGCCUACGAACCCAGGGCCUUGCAGUGCAAGCACAGUUAUUCUCAAAACUAUUAUAUUCAAACACAACCCAUAUUUCUGGGGUCAGUUUGCGGAUCGGAUUACAUCCUAUGUUCCUGUUUUCCAAAUGGCCGGCGCAGUUCUCGCCACUGAGAGAGUGGUAUACAGACUGGAAAAUAAAGAAGAGGCGCUUUGCAGAGAUGCAACACCUACAUACGAUCAAAAUGAUCCGGAUAAAAUGAUAUAUAUCCUCUUUGACAGACAACAUGCCGAAGAUGAUAUUCUGAUUUUUUUGAGACCCAACGCCAGUCAGUUGGUUUACGACCUGUACUUCAAUAAAGAGGAGAAACCAGAUAUGCAUGAAAACAAGUACUUUUAUACAACUGAAAUGAAAGUAGACAAAUGGACACCUGAAGAUGGGUACAAGUUAAUCAUCAAAUCCUCUGAGUUCUCGGCAACGGGCAAGAUCUGGAUAGGCUUGCGACCACUUCUUGAAAACUCAGGCGAUGUUUCCUUACUAACAAAGCCAUUCUGUGCAAACAUUACCAGUGUUAACUGUCUGGCUUGGGUACACCAUAAUGGGGAAGACAUUUGGGACAAAAACAAGUGUGAGGUCUCCGCCUCAAGCACACGAACACAUACGGUGUGUGACUGUGAAAACACAAUGAAUACCGCUGGUGCCGAGCCUAUGACUGUGGGAACUACUUUCUAUGUCCCAUACAAUAAGAUUGAUUUCAAAUCGGAGCAGACGACAGCAUUGCCCAUCGGCAGAGGUCCUGUAAUCGCGAUUGCUGUUGCAGUCAGUGUGAUGUAUGCCCUUCUCAUAUUCUGGGCCUGGCGGGAAGACCAGAAAGAUCAGUAUAAGUGGUCAUACUCCCUUCUGAUUGAUAACGACAUUGCGGACAGCAGUUUCUACAUCAUUCGAGUGUACACAGGACUACGGUCGGGGUCCGGCACAGACUCGAAGAUAGGAUUCGUCCUGGUCGGUGAAAGCGGUGACACGGGAAUCAGGAGAUUAGAUGACGACACUCAUAUCGGAUUCGAACAAGGAAGUGUACGAACAUUUGUGAUGAGCACAAGGCGAUACAUAGGAGACCUUUUAUGUAUGCGUAUUUGGCAUGAUGACACAGGUGGGAAUAACUCAAGCUGGUUCCUGAACAAAAUUGUCAUAUCUGAUCUAAGAAGCGGCAAAAGAUGCACCUUUGCUUGCGACCAGUGGUUCGAUUACGACACAGGCGAUACUAAAGUUGACCGUGUAUUAAAUGCCCAGCCAGCAAACCAGUUCUGGUCCUUCAUGGAGAUGGUUUCAUAUACGAUUGCUGAACAUCACCUUUGGCUGUCAGUUUAUACCCGUCCAAUGAAAAGCAACUUUACACGUGUACAGCGUCUGUCAUGUCUUCUCGGAUUGAUAUUCCUGACCAUGAUUGCCGUCACCAUGACGUUGCAAUCCCCAGAUGAAAAUAUUUAUCAAAUAGUGAUCGGACCGUUUCGGUUCGCUUUUGAAAAUUUUCUGGUUGCUUUGGUUGCACUCCUUAUUUCAACCACCGUUAUUAUGAUUGUGACGUUUUUCUUUAAAAACGCCGAAUCGGAUGAAAGUGCGAGAUUUCAAUCAACCCUUUUGAAUGCAUAUAGAAAAGCAAAUUCUAAGAUCCAAUUUGACAAGUCUGUAAUCGGGCGCAUUUUUGUACCUCCAGCGGAGGAAGCAUUGCAAUACAACUACUACUUCCUGCCUCACUUUUGUGUCUAUGUUGGCUGGACGAUACUAGCAAUGGCGAUUGCAGUGGCAUCUUACUUCAUUUACUCCUUCAGCGACUCGUGGGAAUUGAUAAAAUCAGAGUAUUGGAUGUCCACCAUUUUCGUGUCUUUCUUCUGUUCCAUCAUGGUCACUGAAGUCAUUAAGGUUAUCUUCUUCGCCCUGUUAUACCUGAUGCUGUGUCCACGUGCAUACGAGGCGCCAGAUCCAUUUAUAAACAAGGACAACCUGGAAGAAAUAACUAAACACAACUCGGCGACUCUGACUAUUGGACCACAAUUUCAAAGCGUUUUGCCAAUACCCGAAAACCCGGAUGAUGAUGCAUUAUUCGAGAAUAAGAUAAACCGGAUUCGCAACCACCAGCUCUUGAAGAUAUUCACUCAACUGUCAUUGUACAGCGCUCUACUGUAUAUGGUGUACACGAUCAGCUACGAAAGCAGAGACCCGAGGUCUUUUAUAAUGAAAGAUCACUUGGUUACAACGUUUAAGUAUGCUGACAGUGUAAAAGAUUUGAAAACCUACACAAAAUGGCUGAAUGAAACGUUCGUUGACAAUUAUUUCUCCAAGAGUUACUAUGGAGCAGCUCCGGACGGCCAGACUAUAGCUAAAGUCAAGCCCUACAUGGAAGAUCUGACAAAUCUUCGUGUUGGUCCUGCACGUCUUCGACAAGUGCGAAUUCAAUCAGAGAGUUGCAUUGGACCUUUACGCGGAACGAAGCCAUGCCAUGGAAUAUACAAUGAAAAGGAAAAAGAAACGACAAACUAUUGUCUAAAGUGGAAGUCACUUCCAUGUCCUGUGGCAGAAAAGUCGGAAUAUUUUACAUCCCCUGCCUGGCUGUUUAAUUCUUCCGACGAAGUAUGGGGUUUUUCGACGAUUGCAAAGUAUAACACGUACGGAGGCGGCGGAUAUUUCAUGAAACUUGAUGUCAACAGUGACGUCAGUGUGAAAAUCUUCACUGAACUCAUCGACAACAACUGGUUCGACGAUAAAACUAGAGCUGUGAUCCUCGAGUUUUCAGUGUAUAACGCGAACUCAAACUUAUUUGCAUACUCAAAAUAUGUUGCUGAGUUCCCCGAAGUUGGAGGCUUCAUACCAUUUGUCGAAGUCUAUGUUUUCAGACUGUAUUUGAACACAGGACCCGACGGCGAUUUUGUACUAUUUCUGCAGUUUAUUUUUGUACUUUUGGUAGUCUUCGCAACACUUAACAUGUUGUACGAUGUGAGCACGGAUACAAGAGCAUUCCUCCGAAGCGUUUGGAAUUAUCUGGAUAUAUUAGCUUUAGUCAUGAGCUACGUUACUAUUGGAAUCUACAUUUAUAAAGCAGGAAUUAUAAAGAAAACAAUUGAGAUAUUUGAAAACGACAAAAAUGCGUAUGUCGGAUUUGAGAAUCUUGCUUUCUAUGAUUUUAUUGCAAAUACUGCAUACGGAAUAUUGGUAUUUCUACUCUCUAUUCGUGUAUCAAGGAUUCUGGGGUACAGUGGGAAAAUAAACGAAAUGGCCGCAGUAAUUGUAAAUGCUGCAGACGAUCUCCUCGGAUUUUUGAUAAUAUUUGGUAUAGCAACAUGUGCCUAUGUAAUUUGGGGAACAAUGCUUUUUGGAUCAGCCGAGGAAAAGUACAGUUCGUAUUUCAAGUCAUAUGGUACACUUACAGAAGCCAUAAUCGGAAAGAACAGAAUCGCAAAUAUACUCGUUUCGAAACCAAUAUAUGCCGAACUGUACUACUUCUCAUUUGUGAUAUUUGUUUUGUUCACGCUGUCUACCAUGGCUGCAGCUAUUCUGAACUUUAGCAUCACACACGUGAAAGAGGAACAGGAGAAGAUAGCACCAACAAAUAUUGUAGAAGUUCUCUGGGAUAGAGUGAUGGUUUUGGUAAACAAAAUAAAGGGAGUGAGGAAAAAUUAUGCAGACAAGCGAAAAUUGACGGAAAGACGGGAUUCAGACGAUGAAAUUCGUGCAAUUCUCUCAGACCUGCGGCUGUUCAUGAGGGGUGUGCAAAACAAACAACGGACCGAAGAGAAAUACAAGGUGCCAGAUAGCGAAGACGAAGUGGAGAUUGAUAGAAAUGCAUAACAUUGCUGUGUGGUUUUGUUACAUAUGAUAUUCCCGUCCAUGUGUAUGUACGUAUGCCUUAACAAGGUUAAGUGAUAGGCAAAGAAGAAGAAUUCGAAUUAAUGUUUCGUGUUAUCAAGUUUGACUUUUUGUUAUGUUUAUGAUUAUGCUUAAUCUGUGAUUCUGUAGAACUGAAAACUUUCAGUUAAUUUGUUAUUGGUAGCAUGUAAAAGUUUUACUUAAUAGCCGUCAAGAUCAUGCUGGCUCGAAUGACGCUUUAUUUUGUAUUGUUGUUGAAUGUUGUGCCAUGAUUGAGAUCGGACUCUCGUUAAAUGUUGAUUUAGGGCUCUCGUUAAUGUUUGAUUUUGGGCUCUUGUUAAAGUGACACUCUUAUUCAAAAUCAAUACAAACACAGAUAUAACAAACAUAAAUUUUGAGAGAUAAACCUUAAACUACUUACUAAACAAUAGACUUUUGGAAAUUAUCAAUUACUUAUAACAAGAUUAUGAUCGUGUAUUUACUAGAUGAAAACGCAAAAAUAUUAAAUGAUUGGUGAAUGCUAAAAGAUUUACACUGAUCUACUAUUAUUUCAUAUGAUAGGAAAAGCGUGUUUUCUGCACCUUUCCUUCAAAUUAAACUUGGUAUCCCUCAUUAGAACCAUUGUUUUUGACAAUUAUUCAUCCUUUUUGGUAUAUUAAAACAAUUGAAUUAAAUGUGGUAAUUCCAUUUGGGAGUAAGAGUGUAAUUUGGGGCUCUCGUUAAAGUGUGAUUUUGGGCUCUCGUUAAAGUGUGAUUUUGGGCUCUUGUUAAAGUUUGAUUUGGGGCUCUCGUUAAAGUGUGAUUUGGGGCUCUCGUUAGAGUGUGAUUGGGUCUCUCAUUAAAGUGUUAUUUUGGGCUCUCGUAAAGGUUUGAUUUGGGGCUCUCGUUAAAGUGUGAUUUUGGGCUCUUGUUAAAGUUUGAUUUGGGGCUCUCGUUAAAGUGUGAUUUGGGGCUCUCGUUAGAGUGUGAUUUGGUCUCUCGUUAAAGUGUGAUUUUGGGCUCUCGUAAACGUUUGAUUUUGGGCUCUCGUUAAAGUGUGAUUUUGGGCUCUUGUUAAAGUUUGAUUUGGGGCUCUCGUUAAAGUGUGAUAUGGGGCUCUCGUUAGAGUGUGAUUUGGUCUCUCGUUAAAGUGUGAUUUUGGGCUCUCGUAAACGUUUGAUUUGGGGCUUUCGUUAAAGUGUGAUUUUGGGCUCUCGUUAAUGGGUGAUUUGGGGCUUUUGUUUUCCAGUUUCAACGACCUCUUCCACUAGUGAGGUAUUUCUCACAUUUUAACACGGUAACACCAAUAUUCCCCAAUAACGAUAUUUUGAUUUUGUUGAGUCUCUUUGUUGGUGUUUGACCUUGAUUUUUCUGCUUGAUUAAAUUUUAGUCAAAUAUGCUUGUCUUUGUUGUUUGCAUUGUUCUA
Messenger RNA from Mya arenaria, 9905 nucleotides. RefSeq lists its product as uncharacterized. Lineage: Eukaryota; Metazoa; Mollusca; Bivalvia; Myida; Myidae. The record is from RefSeq and is a predicted model, not a curated record. The transcript has 29 exons. Gene Ontology annotation, cellular component: membrane. Gene Ontology annotation, molecular function: protein binding; calcium ion binding. The coding region runs from base 119 to 8482 and encodes 2787 amino acids.